AUACAUUUAUACUAUUGUAAUAUAUUUAUUUCUUUAUAAGCAGCAUUUUAAUUUUCAUUUGUAUUAGUUGUCUUUCAGUUUGCAUCACCUUUCACUUGUGGCAAUGGAGACAGCAACAGCGCUGUUACCCCUAGCAAAGCCGUUGUCGAAUGAUGCACUGCCCGUUCUGCAGAGGCUUCCAGAUGACGUUCUGUUUGGAAUAUUUGCGUUUUGCAACGGGAACGACCUGCUCGAGUUUUCAAAGGUCAACCGAGCCUUUCGCGCGACAAGCCAUGACGAUUACUUGUGGAAAGUCCUGUUUAAAAAGAGAUUCGGAUACUCUCCAGAGCCUCAUCUGCGGAAGUACAGGAGCCAGUAUACGUGGAACGAAAGGACAAUACUCAGCAUCGCUGACGAGUGUGAAAUUGCCCAUGACCGGUUGCCGCACUGGGAUAAAGCCAACGAUCCACGCAGCGUAUUCGGGCGAGUCGCCCUGCUGCAUGCCGUCAGCUGGUUGCACGUGUGGGGAUCUCUCAAGGGCGUCCACACGGGGAAAUACAGGGUCAUCUGGCGGCUAUCGGUGAUGCCCCGAGCGCAAUACGUUUUCGAUAUCAACUUCCGCGCAAAAACACAAUUAAAGCGCAUGGUGGAAUCGCAUCUUCCGCAGAACUCUCGCCUGCUGGAGUUUGGUUCCGACUACUUUGACUUUGUGCUGCCCAAUCUACUCGAAGUGACCGAGCCAUUCGAGGACGUGCACGUCGAGUGCAAAUGCACUUCGCAGGACUGGAAAACAAACAUUGCGCUGUGCUCAGUGCGCCUGGAACCCAGCAGCACUAGGGAGCAGCAGUGCCGAUGGGAAAGGCAGUUGGCCAGGAUGGGAAAGGACGGACGUGGAGGAUUGCGUCUGCGACGCUUACGAAACCUGCGCUCGCGGCCUGGCGCCUCGUAUCGUCCUUGGCAGCCGUGGACGGCAUUUCGCUGGUACGAGCCCGUGUUUGUGGCUGCGUUUUUUAUGCUCGUGGCGGUUGUGUUUGCCCUUUUGUUGCUGAGCAGGACGAAAUAGAGGGGUUUUCACAUGAGCAUCUCGAGGUGUAGGCUCUUCAUAUCCUCCAAGAACCCGCGCGGCGUGAUUAUGUGCGUUGAACCUAUGAAAAUUUGGCGCUUGUAUUUGCGGGACAUCUCGUAGACUGUGCGCAUCUCAGAAAAUGUCAUUCCGCCGGCAAUGUAAAUAAUCACAGUCCCCUUCCCGCUGUCUUCCGACUAUUGGCAGUACGGUUACAAUUUUAAAUAAAAUGGUUAGUAGAAUAAACCGCAAUUACUGUUUUGAA
Molecule: messenger RNA, 1307 nt
Organism: Kickxella alabastrina
Lineage: Eukaryota; Fungi; Kickxellomycota; Kickxellomycetes; Kickxellales; Kickxellaceae
Exons: 4
Coding region: 104-1042 (312 amino acids)
Molecular function (GO): protein binding
Source: RefSeq, a predicted model, not a curated record